AUGCCUUAUCUUUCUCAAUCCCAUGAUCAUUGAAGUGUAUCCUAAUGUCAAAUCCACUCAGCUGUAAGUCAAUGGACAAUUUUUUCUUAAUUAAACGCUCCAUAUCAAGCCAAAAUAUUUUGGUAUGUAUCAAAAGGAAAAAUAAGUGAAAAAUUGUUUCCUUUUCACCUUUACAGAAAUUAUUUUUGCCCACAUUCAUUUUCCACAUGUCUAGAACAAUUAUGUGUUUUUUUUUUUUUUAUUAAUACAGUAUAUACUUUUUUCUUGAUAUACCCCGAAAGAAUGAAAGUGAAAUGUGACAAUGUGCCCUAAACAAUGUGCAGGCUAAAAAAAUAAUAUCAGAUUUGUCCCAUUUAAAAUAAACUCCCAAAAUACAGAUGAAAAAAUAACAUAAGUAAGAAAUUUACUUUUGCUAUGGUUAAAUAAAUGUUCUGUGAUAUCAUCCAAAGAUUACAGAAUUUUGGUGCAAUUUCUUCUUUAUAUAUUGAUAUGGCAACUAGUAAAUGGAAAAGUUUUGUCAUGCUAGUGUGGAAGUAUUUUUUUUUUUUUUUUUUUAAAAGCGUGUUACAACUAGUCAGUUAGUUUCAUAAAUAUAAUUUUAGAUACCAGGGCUCUGCUUUUGACAGACAAUGGCAUCUGGUUUGUGUUGUGUAAUCAAGGUCUGAGUAUUCUGGCUCCAACAUAUCAGCUCCUCAUACAACAGAUACAGGAGUGUGAAUUCAUUGUUUGUUUUUGAAACCAUUUCUUGCAUCUAGGAACCCUCACAGAACCUUCACACGACAGUCACUGUCACUCCACCCAGCAGAAGCACUCGGACAGGACAAGAUGUCUGGAGAGAUCUUUUCCCCUUUGGAUAAUAUCUAUGACCUGGACAGUGCCAACUGCCAUCCUCUGGUGUGCCACUUGUGCCAAGAACAGUAUGAGCAUCCAUGUUUACUGGACUGUUAUCACACUUUCUGUGCCAGCUGCCUGCGCGGAAGGACUGUGGACAGCCGACUGACUUGCCCUCUCUGCGGACAUCAGUCUGUUGUGAAAGGAAUAAAUGCACUUCCUCCAGAGGAUCGACUCCUGAAGUUCUUGUUGGACAGUUCAGCAGACAGUGAGGAAACCGUGCAGUGCGCUAACUGUGAUUUGGAGUGCAAGAAACAGGAUGUGGAUGCAAUGUAUUAUUGCAACACUUGUUGCCAACCACUGUGUCGAGACUGCAGGGAGACCACCCAUAAGGCCAAGAUGUUUUCCUGCCACGAGAUUGUCUCCUUGGCAAAGCGCACCAAAGAAGCCCACAAAAAAUGUGCCCUCCAUGAGGAACUCUACAUCAUGUUUUCUACAGAGAAAAAGUCCAUGCUCUGCAUCAACUGCUUCAGAGACAUGCAAGUGGAGAACAGAGCACACUGCAUUGAUAUUGAGACAGCAUAUUUACAAGGCUGUAAAAAACUGGACCAAGCCGUCUUAGCUGUGAAGGAGCUUCAGACUUCAGCUCGAGAAGCAAUUAUUCUGCUCAAAGCCAUGAUUGGAGAGGUCAGAACCAAUGUGGAAGAAGAGGAAAGCGCCAUCUGCACUUUGUUUAAUAAUAUGCAGGAAAAACUAGCAGAGAGAAAGAAGAUCCUACUCAAAGCAGCACAAAGCCAGCAUGAGGAGAAGGAGAGAGCCUUUAAAGAGCAGUUAUCUCAUCUUGCAGCACUCCUCCCAACUCUCCAGGUUCAUCUUGUUACAUGCUCUGCCUUUCUAAGCUCUGCAAAUAAAUUUGAGUUUUUGGACAUGGGAUAUCAACUAAUGGAGAGACUAAAGAAGAUUGUAAAACUACCACACAGACUGAGACCAGCUCAAAGCAGUAAGAUAAACACAGAGUAUCGCUCUGAGUUCGCACGUUGCCUGGAGCCUCUCUUGAUGUUAGGACAACGGCGUUCACUGUCCACUACAGGGAGUGUGGCUUUAGGUCUGGGAAACGCCAGUGGACUGAUGCAAUCAUCACUUUCAGUGCAAUGUCACUCUCCAGCCAUUAGUGACAUGUCACUGUGCUCCUCGGUGGUGCGCAGGCCGACCUCACACCGUUACAUCAGCACCAAGGUUCUGCUGGCGGAGGGUGGAGAGACGCCCUUUAUGAACCACUGUUGCAACUACGAGAACAGCUACAGGACUUUACAGACCCAAAUCCAGAAGCUCAAAGACCAGGUGCAGGAGAUUCACAGAGACCUGACCAAGCACCAUUCCCUCACCAAACCCGACACCAUGAGUGAGAUUUUAGAGCGCUCUGUACAGGUGAACGGACAGAUAUCUAUAGAGUACUCCUCGGUGGAGCUCAUGCGGGCCGUUUUCGAGGAGAUCUGGGAGGAGACAUUACAGAGGGUGGCAAAUGAACAGGAGAUUUAUGAGGCACAACUUCAUGACCUGCUUCAGUUAAAACAGGAGAAUUCUUAUUUGACCACUAUCUCCAGACAAAUAGGCCCUUACAUUCGCUCCAUAGCGAAAGUGAAAGAGCGUCUGGAGCCCAGGCUGAAGGAGCCUAAAGAGCUGAAAGAUGAUCGCACAGAGAUCAUGCUGAAGCUCUAUGAGGACACACAGCCCAGUAAUGAGCUGUCCUGUAACACUGAGGACAUCUGGACUCCCAACAACCUAUCAGAAGAGACCAAUCCCAAGAACAAGGAAUACUACAGGCCGAACAAACAGAAGAACACCACUGAUACAGCCAACCGCAAAGAGAUACCAGUGUAAAACUGCUUUUGUGUUGAUCCUACAAACGGUUGUCAGCUUAGAUAUCUGUUAAACGGAACAAUAAGCAUGUGUUAGUGUAAAUCUGAUCUACCAAAGCUUGAAUAAAAACCAUUCACAGUGCUUGCAUUUUAGAGAAUCACAAUAAAAGUGAUAAGCGUUCAGUGUUUAUUUUAAAGGUUUGUUACAUUUUGCUGAAGGGUGUUAAUAAUGUACAGUUAUCAUUCAAGAGGUAGGGUGGUCCUCUCCCAUCAGCUCUUUGCACGAGCGUAGUGCAAAAAAACCUAUUGCAUGUGUUCAAAUGUCCAUUACCUGUACCUACGCAUAUAUUAGUGCUCGUCAUUGGUAGAAAGUGUGCAAGAAAUUCCUAUUCUUUACCCAAUGUCUAUUUAAGCUACAUCAUGCCAGACAUCAUGACAGCGAAGCCUUCCUCUUAGAAAUGUAAACUCAUAAAGAAAAAGACUUUGGAUACAGCAUACCCCUCUGAAUCCCACCUUCGUAGAAACAGAUUUUUCUUGUUGAAUUAUCAUGCAAGUGUGAAGGAAAGUGAAAAGACAUGGAUAUGGUAAUGUGGGAGUGUGGGAGUGAAGACGAAAGAGACUAAUGCAUUUAACUGUUAGAUGAGGACAUGUACAUUGAGAAACACUGCAUAACUGGAGGACUGUAAAGACCAAUGGAAAGAGGAAUUAAGCCUAUAAUUUAUCAGAUACGUUUAUUUCUCUAAUCAUAAUAUUAAAACUGUCCAACAGCAUUGACAAAUCACAGAUAUUCAUUUAGAUUGUCGGGAAUCAUUAGGCCUGUU
This is a messenger RNA of Pimephales promelas (fathead minnow), 3511 nucleotides long. The record is from RefSeq and is a predicted model, not a curated record. NCBI's taxonomy places the organism in Eukaryota, Metazoa, Chordata, Actinopteri, Cypriniformes, Leuciscidae.